Porites evermanni is the source of this 2371-nucleotide messenger RNA. The record is from the annotation of a GenBank genome assembly. NCBI's taxonomy places the organism in Eukaryota, Metazoa, Cnidaria, Anthozoa, Scleractinia, Poritidae.
AUGUCUGGAGCAACCGAUCAAGAAAAAUUUGGAGAGUGCGGGCUUCCGGGAUGGAAAAAAAUAUUUAUUCAACGGAAGAGUGGUAAAACAAAAGGAAAGUAUGAUGUUUACGUUAUCAGUCCAGAGGGUCGAAAAUUUCGCUCUCGCGUCGAACUUGAGAGAUACAUUUCAACUAUACAGAAUGAUUUAUCGAUGGAAAAUGUUGAUUUCAAGAUCCCAAAUUCGUUACUCUACCCGGAGAAACCACAUCAAAGUGCUGUGGAAGGAUCAGAUGGAUGUUGUAAUGCAGAAAGAGCCACACAGGACACUAAACACGCUGAAUUCACUGAAUUAAAAUCGAAGCUUGAGACGAAGUCUCCCUAUUUUUCCCGGAGAAAGAAAGGUUUAAAUCCACAGCGAGAAAUAUCCUCUUUCACCAAACGACGGCGAAAAGACACCCGCUCUUCUAGAACGUUAAAAGAAGUUCCCAAACAAGAUAAUAAAAGAUCAAGGCCAUCAAAAACAAGUGUAGCACUUUCGUGUAAAAUGGCGCGAAAUAGGGUACAAGAUAAGCACAUUUCUAAAGAUCCAGUACACCCCACCAAUAGGAAGUCUGAAGCAUUAAAAAGAAGACACGAGCUUGCUGUUGUCGUGAGCUCAAAGUCUGUUAACCUCGAUUCAGAUGGAAAUGAUUGUACUUUAGUUUCUACAAGUGAUUAUUUUAGGACAACAUCUAAACAAGAGUCGAUAUCAUACUCAUCAUUAACCUGGAUCCCUCCUAAAUCUCCUUUUAAUUUGAUUCAAGAAAGCCUCUUUCAUGAUCCUUGGAAGUUACUGAUUGCUACAAUAUUCCUUAAUCGAACAACAGGCAGAAAGGCUAUCCCAGUCAUGUGGGAAUUUUUCAGGAAAUUUCCAAAUCCUGAAGUAACAAGGAAAGCUGACUGGAAAGAAAUUGCUGGUAUGUAUGGGCCUUCUUAAUGUGCAACCAGAAAAGAAGCACCCCUACCCACCUCCACUGCAGGGUCAUCAGGUUUUUAAACUGUGAAAAUGGAACCAUCACUUAAAGGAGUCAGUAUUAUGAAAAUGAAAUGAUCAGCAUGUCAUAAGCGUGGGACAGAAAAAAUCUGAUUCCCCGACAGGAUUCGAACCUGUGACCUCCCUAACACCAGGUGGGUGCGCUAUCCACUCAUACAUGCCAACUCUCCUGGAUACAACAAUUAUCUCCCAGUCUCCCUACGGGUCACCAAGUCUCCUGCAUAAAAUCGAGUUAUGGGCUUUUCUGUGCUGUAAUUGGGAAUGUAUCCAACUUUCUCCCAAAGUUUUUUGGAUGUCACGCAAUGCUCCCCCACUCUUUUUGGGGAGCGUUGUGUGACAUCCAAAAAAUGGCUGCCGGGGAGACUAGAGGUCAGAUGGAGCAACUUGUGGCUAUUGUGGCUGUUUGUCGACUUGCCAUUCUAAAAAGGGUGCUCGCUACUCCUCUGACUCUGUUGGUGCCACAUCGGCUGCGGGAACAAGUGAAAGCGCAAGUCCAGAGAAGUGGAAAGAUGAAGACCUAGGGUGGCUUCCGAACCCAAAGGGCGAAUAUACUGAAUUCUCAAAUAGUAUUCUGCCAAAAUUCUACCUGUCCUUUAGGACCACUUGUCCCUACAAGGAACACUUUUGCCACUGUUUCGUGACUGAAAGAAAGCGCCAGUGGGAAAUUCGUGAGGCUUUGAAAGCAAUAAAUCACAGAAUCCCGCGAGGAAACAUCAAAAUAUGGGCGAAAGCGGACACAGGUCGAGAGAGACAAUUAUGUUAGUUGGGAGAAGAUAGUUUUUUGAUAAAUAAAUUCUUUGACACCUGUAAAUAAUUUAGAUUAAUCUUGACUGGUAGCUUUGCUUGUAUAUACAAAAUAGAAGAGACAUGGAGUAAUAUUUCCCUUGCCAAAAAAACUGUGACCCUCCCUCAGUUGAGAAUAAAACAGGUUUGACCCUCCCCAAUUUGUAAAAAAUUUACUAAGGACCCUCCCUCCUAAUAAAAAACGUACCUUCCCUUAUAGCAGUUACGCGUGCUCAAAACGUCUUGGUAAAGACCAUGUGUUACGGUCCUUUGAUACUACAUUUUGAUUAGGAGACUACCACUGAUGUUUUGUUCUGUUUCUUUCUUAGAACUCAUUCAGUCCCUGGGACUCCAAGAAAAAAGGGCCAAAAUUAUCAUCAGAUUUUCAGAGGAGUUUCUAACCAAGGAGUGGCAUUAUCCUAAAGAAUUGCAUGGCAUUGGAAAGUAUGGGGAUGAUUCCUAUAGGAUUUUUUGUCUUGGGGAUUGGAAAAAUGUAAAACCUGAUGAUCACAAGCUUAAUUACUACCACAGCUGGCUCUGGGAACAAGAAGAGCAAGGAAGUUUGACUGCAUAG